ACUCUCGCAAUUCCCAACCUGUGUCGAACUUUCGGUCCAGAGGCAAGAUGAGUUCUCCGAAAGAGGAGGAGAAGCCUCACGAUGAGUCGCGGGAACACCCGGAGGGUGAUGAUGCCAAUGACGAGGAGGAGAUCUCGGCCAUGAAGCGACGCGUUGCAGAGAUGGAGGCAGAAGCCGCUAAAUUAAGAGAGAUGCAGGCGUCCCUGGACCAGACUCGCCAAGAGCUGAGCGAGGACAAGGAGGACGUCGAUAACCGGAGCAUAUUUGUCGGCAAUGUCGACUACUCAACUUCUCCAGAAGAGCUGCAGGCCCACUUUCAAAGCUGCGGGUCAAUCAACCGCGUCACAAUCCUGCUGGACAAGUUCACAGGCCAGCCAAAGGGAUAUGCAUAUGUAGAGUUUAGCGAGCCAAAUCUCGUCGCCCAAGCCCUUGUUCUCAAUGACAGCGUCUUCAAGGGCCGCAAUAUUAAGGUGGAGCCGAAGCGGACAAACGUGCCGGGCAUGAGCCGUGGCCGCGGCCGGGGAGGGUUCCGUGGCGGCGGUCGGGGCUUCUACAACGGCUACGGUGGAAGAGGCGGGUUUCCAAGAGGAGGAUAUCGUGGUGGCUACAGGGGUCGGGGUCGCGGUUUCGCCCCGUAUUAAGCUCAAGGCGCAUCUACUAGAGCUGGAUGGAACAUGGUAUGCCAUGUUUGAUCUGAUGGUGACAGCCUUCCAGGGUGUACGAUAAGAGCCAGGAAGGACUGUUGAAGUAGGGACAAGUCGUUUUUCGCGUCGGCAAGGCGUCAUGGGGAUGGCAAAAAGAACGGAAGGAUACUUCUUACAGAGCAUUUCUAUCCUUUUUCUUUCUUUAUAUCGGCAUCAGCAUUUUUCGUCACUACGUGACCGUAAGAUCGGGACAGAUCAGGAAAGUCACAAAUCAAUCUACAACGGUAUCGACGGUAGGCAAGCUUUGGCCUGCUAUCUCUCAAAAGGGUGCGUUCUCCAAGUCUACUGUAGCAUGCCUUGAUUCAUCAAGCAGGUCUCUGUGUCUUCUUGGGAGGCGAGGACAGAGAGCAAUGUAUGUUAAUAUGAAAGGAUAAACGAGAGAAAGAAUUUGACUCAUUGUUGAUUCCGGGGCAUUC
This is a messenger RNA of Canariomyces notabilis, 1120 nucleotides long. RefSeq names its product RNA-binding domain-containing protein. Gene Ontology annotation, cellular component: cytoplasm. Gene Ontology annotation, molecular function: poly(A) binding. The transcript is spliced from 3 exons. Lineage: Eukaryota; Fungi; Ascomycota; Sordariomycetes; Sordariales; Chaetomiaceae. The record is from RefSeq and is a predicted model, not a curated record. Bases 48 to 641 code for a protein of 197 amino acids.